Messenger RNA from Punica granatum (pomegranate), 2382 nucleotides. NCBI's taxonomy places the organism in Eukaryota, Viridiplantae, Streptophyta, Magnoliopsida, Myrtales, Lythraceae. The record is from RefSeq and is a predicted model, not a curated record.
AACGAUUCGUUUUCUCCCAUUCUACCGGUCGUCGAUUUCGUCGGAGCUCUCAGAUUUCUUCACUCGGAAGGCAAUGGCGGCGGCACAACGGCGGGGGCUGGUAGAAUCAAUUCGGGUCCCCGUCCCCGGAAUGGCUCCCCCCAACCCUAGCAUUUGCCCGGUGGGAUCCUGCUGCCCGGUGCGGGCGAUGAUCGAGAACCGCCACAACUUCCAGCGGACAGGCCCGUUGGCUCGGCUGAUGUACUACAGAGGAGGCUCGUGGAUUGACUUCCCGAGCCGGGUGGUGGAGUCGCUCAGGCCGUGCUUCGUCCAGCGCCGGCUGGUGGUGGAUCUGGUCAUCGACGGCUCGCUCUACCUCUUCGACUUCCCCAGGAUGCUGCAGACCGACUUCGAGAGCGGGAGUCAGAGGUCGAUCGCGUGGAUGGACGAUGCCGGGAGCUGCUUCUUCCCGAAAAGCUUCGUCGAGGAUCUCGAAGAUAACUCGAUGAAGCGGAAGCGGGAGGACCGCAAAGUAGAGGAGGAAGAGGAGGCAGAGGUUAGUUCGUCGAACGAUAAGUUGGAAGACGAAUCGAAGAGGCGGUGUUUGGCUCCGGGCGGCGAUCAUCCUGAGAAAUCCCCGUGGGCUAAUGCUAGGCUGUUGGAAGAAGGAGAAGGGGCUUACUUGAGGAUUAAGAAUUACUUCUUGUCGGGCUUGAAGGACAUUGAUGCUGGCGCUAUGGUCACUGCCAUUUAUCAGUGUGAGUGGACCGGCGAUUUGGGGCGGGCGAGGUCCGAGGUUUUCCAGAAGCAGGCGGAGAUUAUGAAGGCCGCGAGAGGUGCCUCUAACACCGUGUAUGCUUGGCAUGGCACGUCGAAGAAGCAUGUGGAUAGCAUUUUGGCGCAUGGGUUCACUGGCCCCGGCAGUAUCACGUGGUCGGGGAGUUAUGGUGUUGGGGUAUAUUUCUCUUCAAUGGGGUUGCCACAUUUAAGUGCUGUGAAGUCUGAGCUGGAUGAAAACGGUGAAAAGCAUGUCAUUCUAUGCCGAGUUACUCUAGGCAAUCUCGAGAAAGUGGAACUUGGCUCUAAACAGUCCCAUCCUUCUAGCGUGAGCUUUGAUACUGGUGUGGACGAUCCUAGUAACCCGAAGUGGUAUGUUGUGUGGUGCUCCAACAUGAACACCCAUGUGCUACCUGAAUUUGUCGUGAGCUUUAGGCCCUCUGAUCGCAUGAAAGGACCUCCAAAGGAAGCAGGAUGUGUGAAGCGAUCCAUUGCGGAAUUGUUCUCUAAGAUCAGGAAUGCCCUUCCUCCCACCAAAGUGCAGGAAGUGGAGAAUUUGUACAGUGUAUUCAGGUGUUGCCGGACUGACGAAUGCAGUAACAGCAAGUCGUCUGCAUACAUACAACACGACAUUGUUGUACGACCUAUGGCAAUUAUCUACAUCUUUUGUUUACUCCCACUGCACUGUUCGGCUAACUUCUUGCACAAUUCAUUUCGUCGAAUUGCUCAGUUCAACAAUUCCCUACUGCAGGAGUUUCAAGUUGUUCAACUACAAUGUAACCGCCAAUCCAUCUUGGAUCGGUCUCCCAUCUGUUUUUGAGGUAGUUGGAUCUAUGGACUACUUAACUCUAUAAGUCCUGAUAUCGAAACUGAGCCCCGGUGAAAAUCUGAUCUUGAAAGCCUAUGCGUAUGCUCUUCUCAAGGCCCAAUGAUCUGUUGAAGGCAUAAAUGGAUGAUAUGGUCCUGCAACUGCAAGUUUAUGUUUGCUCUGCCAGUUGUUAUCUCACAAACAGGGGCCCAAACUAAAUAUGAUCUGCAAUCCCUUUUCUUGAGCUCAUCUCUCUAUGGCAAAGACCGGAAUCUGGUCGAGUUCGGCAAGCAUAAACAUCACGGUGGAAUAUCUGAUGGUCCAAAGACAACAGACCGAGGACUGAAAGUUCAUUGCUUCAAUAUCGAGAAGAAUUCCUAAGGUAAUGUAACCUACGCUAGCAACUGCUUCAAUGAUAUUAUUGGAAUUUAGGAACAAUGAGAUCGGGACACAUGUAUAUGUAUAUAUAUACUCGUCUUUUACAUGCAGUAUUACUCUAAUUAUCCUCAUCCAAAUUGGCCAAAAGCACUUGGGAGAGCUUAUAGGAUAGUUCAUUACCAUGAUGCUAACACCACAACCAAGGACAGACCAGGAUUAUGGUUGAGGAAGGAGAGUCCUUUGGUGCGUAAAUAAGAAGGUAAAUUUCCCGAUUAAAAGAGCGAUAGAAGUAAUUUUAUCAGAAAAUCGAAGAAAAAUGUCCGACUUUUUUUUAUGACGGCAAAAUUGGCUCUACCUCUCCCCAUCGUGGUCCAUCCCUUACCACAACACAAGAGACCUGAUAUUCUUCUAUAAUUUCGGAGAACCAAAAAAAAAAAAAA